Symbiodinium pilosum is the source of this 266-nucleotide messenger RNA. The record is from the annotation of a GenBank genome assembly. Lineage: Eukaryota; Dinophyceae; Suessiales; Symbiodiniaceae.
GCGGAGCCAUAUUCUCCAGCAUGUUUGCUCUCUCUGGCGGCGAAGUUCUCAUUGAAGAUUGCCUGUCAUCGAGUUCGACUCAACAUUCUGCAGGGGGAGCUAUCUAUGCGUUGAGGAUUCUUGUCGUCGAGUCCUCUUCGAAUCUCACCAUUGGAAGGUGUGUCGCAGCUGUCAGGAACAACGCGAAUCAGGUACAUGGAGGUGCGGUGUUCAGCCAAAAGGAUUUUACGCAGCGCGGCGGUAGCAUUAAGAUCUACGAUUGUGCC